Molecule: messenger RNA, 1906 nt
Organism: Camponotus floridanus (Florida carpenter ant)
Lineage: Eukaryota; Metazoa; Arthropoda; Insecta; Hymenoptera; Formicidae
Product: zinc finger CCCH-type with G patch domain-containing protein
Exons: 9
Coding region: 291-1853 (520 amino acids)
Biological process (GO): regulation of transcription by RNA polymerase II; negative regulation of DNA-templated transcription
Cellular component (GO): nucleus
Molecular function (GO): RNA polymerase II cis-regulatory region sequence-specific DNA binding; metal ion binding; DNA-binding transcription factor activity, RNA polymerase II-specific
Source: RefSeq, a predicted model, not a curated record
GUUCUAGCAGUAUAUAAGAAUAAAUUGUAAACAGCACGGACAUGAACCAAUUGACUGUUUUAUCAUUCGCCGAAAAGUAGUUGCGGCUACAUAGUUCCAGAUGGCAUAAAUGAAUGUAUGCGCCGCUAGUGUAACUUAGAAAAAGCAUUAUACAAAAAAUGACGGCCGACCCCUCUCAGACUUCUUUCUGCUACACGUAAAUUUUAUGAGCUAUCAAUAAUUGUAAAAAGAGCACUUCAUAUGAUUUAAUUACGCUGCACAAUAUUUUUCAUUUGCUUACUGACAACAAUAUGACAGACGCAAAAAGCUUAAAAGAAGCCAUCGAGCAAUAUGAGACUCAGCUAUCACAAGUAGAUGUGACACUAUCUGCAACGUCAAUAGGACCUGACAGAGACAAUUUGCUUAGCCUAAAGUCUGACAUCGAGGAACUCAUUUCGUUGACAAAAGAGAGCUUGCAAAAUCUUGAAGAACAUGGUACAAUAAACAAAAAUACAGAUGAAAAUUCUGAUGAUGAGACAGAGAGUGUAUUAGAUAAAGAAUAUGCCUUAUUCAAGGCAGAGGUGGAAAAUUUUUCGGAUGAUAGUAAAAGUACAAAACUGGACAGUACAACUACCGCAGCUUCCAGUAACAUUGAAGAUGAAUUGAAGGAGCUGGAGGGUAUGAAAUGCAAGGCCCCUUAUGGUAGUACUUGGAGUGGUACUAGUUACCAUAAUGCUAUGGUAUGUUCUGCUUAUAGAAGCAACGUGGAAGCAAUUAAAGAUAUCCAUGACAUUAAGGUUCGAGUCUUUUUUCUUAAUCCAACACACAAGGAAAUGAUUCCAUGCCCAUAUUUUCUUGAUGGUAGUUGUAAAUUUUCCGAUGAAAAUUGCCAUUAUUCUCAUGGUGAAAUUGUGCCAUUUUCAAGUCUACAGGAAUACAAGGAACCUGAUUUUCAUAGCAUUAAAAUGGGAAGCCGAGUAUUAACUAAACAAAAAAAUAAUAUAUGGCAUAGAUCUGUGAUUUUAAAAUUACCUGAAAAUGAUGGGGAUAAGUAUAGAAUAAAGUUUGAAGCAAGUGGCAAAAUCGUGGAAUCUAGUUUACAAGAUCUUUUACCUCUUGAUGAUGCAGAUUUAGAAAUGUCAGAUACCUCUGAUGAUACUGAUGAUGAUGAUUCUGUUUGUAAUUCACCAUCGUACUCGAAUGACGAACUGAUUCACAAAUCUCUUUUAACAUUACAAUCUACCGAAUCUUUAGGAAAUUGGGAGAAACAUACACGUGGAAUUGGUAGCAAAUUAAUGCUGCAAAUGGGUUAUGUAAUUGGUACUGGUCUUGGAAAACGUAGUGAUGGUAGAAUAAAACCUGUUGAAGCCACAGUCUUACCACCAGGAAAAUCAUUAGAUCAUUGUAUGGAAUUACGUGAAUUUGCCGGUGGUGACAAAGAUUUGUUCUCUGCAGAACGUAAAAUGCGUAAGCAGCAACAAAAAUUAGAACAACAAAGAGAAAGACAAUAUCAAAGAGAAAAACAGAAAGAGGAUAGAAAUGUGUUUAAUUUUAUCAAUAAAACAUUAGGCGAUAAACCUAAAGAUGACGUAGGUAGUAGUUCACAAAGUAAAGAUAAACUUAAGGCAGAAUCGAAUAAGAAUCUAAAUGUAGCCAGCUUCCAAAUUGCGAAGACAAUAAAUUGUUUAGAGAAGGAAUCGUUAAAACUUAAAGAAUCAUUAAUAAGGCAUACUAAAGGUAGUAUACUUUACAAUAAUAUUUUGAUGAGAUAUAAUGAGAAACAAAAGGAGCUUACUAAUUUAAGAGCUUCCGAGAAAAGUAUCGCCGCUGAACAAACUCAAAGAAAAAAUAAAGCUAAAUUAACUAUAUUUUGAUACCUAAGUAGCAUGAAUGUAAAAUAUCAAUAAAAUAUGUUAAAUAUGUUAAA